UCUCACAGCUGAGAGAUCAUGCAAUUAUGUAAUUGUAUCACAAAUAGAAGCCAGAGACAUGGUUGAAUAUUGUAUGCAUUGAUAGAAUAGAACUGUAAUUUAUUUCAGGAUAGCCAUGAGGGAAAAAUUUGCUUUUCAACACAGGCUUUUCAAACAUUGUACAGUACAUUAUACAAUUUGACACAGCUUGAAAAUAUCAUGGUUUGAAUGUAUUUUUCUUUUUAUCUUGUCUUUGCAGAGAGGAAUAAUCGGGGCUCUUUGCAGAGAGGUGUAAUCGGGACAGAAACAGAAGCCAUCAAUUCUAUGCACUUGGUUGAACUUCUGAAAACGACCAAACAAAACUCUAAUGUCAGAACGAUAUUUGACCUGGAAAAGCAUCGGAGGAAGCGGUCCGCACUCUUCCACUCUGGAGUGAGAGUCUGUCCUCAGGAGACCAUCAAUGAGGUCAUUGCCAGCCAUCAAGCCUACUACAGGCUCAGAGUUUGCCAGGAGGCUGUGUGGGAGGCCUUCCGGAUCUUCUUUGACAGGAUCCCUGUCACUACAGAGUACACAACAUGGGUUCACACAUGUCAACACGAGUCUCUGUGUCUCGCUGACCUGGCCACUAACUUCAGCAACUCAGAGGAGCACAUGAGUAUGGUGUACAGGAGGAUGAAUCUGCGAGACGAGAGGCAGUCGACUGGAGCAGAAGCAGCUGCAACCACAGCAGCACCAGAGGUCACUGAGAUAGCAGGUCCAGAAGAGACCCAGACUGCUGCACCAGAACCACCCACUCCUGUGACCAGCGAUGCCAGUGUCCCUGAUGCUCCUGAGGAUACAGUCGAAGAAGAAGUAGAAGAAGAAACCGCUGCUGAGGAGGACUCUGAGCUGCCCAACAUUGUCCCGGAGAACCAUGUGGAGGAAAUAGUGGAGUUCACCAUUGACCUGGUGGACCCAGGCUACAGGGAGCUACUGGACGACCCUGACUCCCCCCAAUAUGUUGACCUCUCUCAUCACCUGCAAGACCAGAUGCUCCAUGUUUUUGACAAGCUCCCAGGAUUUAAAGAGAUCAGUGUUUUGGGAAUCAGACCUGGAGGAGUGACAGUGCACUAUUCUCUGGUCUUUCAGACAAUUUCAGAGGAUGACACAGGGACUCCAGUGUCAGCUGUGCACAGCCUGCGGGAAAUGGUGGCCAAGGCUUUGAGUGAAGAGGCCUCUCUGCCAGUGGAUCUACAGUCAUUAAACUUUGAACCAGUAAAAAAGAUUCCACAAACUACAACACCUGUUAAGGAAGCUGUCGAGGAAACGAUUGAAGAUUCCAGUGAGCCAGCUUUCCACAAUGAUCUGGACAUAUCCACAGAUGAGCCAGAGCUUGCUAUGGAGAAGCCUCGUCUGGAUGUUCCACUUGGCCCUGUGGAAAAGGAAAAUGCGCUCGUCACCCUCCUGGACUCUACAGAUAUGCCAGAUAAAGAAGAAGCAGCAGCACCACCAGAGAGAGGAGAUGUGCCCUACAUUUACAUGGAUACUAGUGAUGAAUUAGUGGAGAGUAAAUCUGAAGCGACAACUGAACCAGAGGAAGAGGUGCCAUUUAUCACACACAUGAUUGAAACCAUUCAAGCCAUUGAUGAGGGAACUGGUGAGCUUGUAAGAGACUAUUUCCCAACCUCUCCUGCUGAGGAAUACCCUGAGCCACCUUUUGGUAAUUUAGUCCCUACUAAUGGGUACCCUGUUUUACCCCAUGAGGAUUUGGAUAUUACCUCCGCUCCUGAAAUAAAAAGUAUAGAAACUAAUGCUCCAGCUAAACUCCUUCCUAACUUGAUAUCAGAGGAGGAGGCUGUUGUUGAGAAGGAGGCUGAGCCUACUCUAACCACUCAGAUUAAGCUUACCACAGCCAUUGCCACUGAGGAAGAGGUAUCUAACCCUGGAUUACCUGUGACGACUCUCUCAGCCAUCACAGAUCAGCCUGCCACUGAAGCAAUAGAGGACUUUGAAGAUGAGGUUGAUAUUAUCCAUAUUCCGAUUGAAGGGGAAGAGGUUGAGGAACCAGAGCCUGAGGAAGAAGUAGUUGAACCAGAACCUGAGGAAGAAGUAGUUGAACCAGAGCCUGAGGAAGAAGUAGUUGAACCAGAGCCUGAGGAAGAAGUAGUUGAACCAGAACCUGAGGAAGAAGUAGUUGAACCAGAACCUGAGGAAGAAGUAUUUGAACCAGAACCUGAGGAAGAGGUAGUUGAACCAGAACCUGAGGAAGAAGUAUUUGAACCAGAACCUGAGGAAGAAGUAGUUGAACCAGAACCUGAGGAAGAAGUAGUUGAACCAGAACCUGAGGAAGAAGUAGUUGAACCAGAGCCUGAGGAAGAGGUAGUUGAACCAGAACCUGAGGAAGAAGUAGUUGAACCAGAGCCUGAGGAAGAGGUAGUUGAACCAGAACCUGAGGAAGAAGUAUUUGAACCAGAACCUGAGGAAGAAGUAGUUGAACCAGAACCUGAGGAAGAAGUAGUUGAACCAGAACCUGAGGAAGAAGUAGUUGAACCAGAGCCUGAGGAAGAGGUAGUUGAACCAGAACCUGAGGAAGAAGUAGUUGAACCAGAGCCUGAGGAAGAAGUAGUUGAACCAGAACCUGAGGAAGAAGUAUUUGAACCAGAACCUGAGGAAGAAGUAGUUGAGAUCUCAGAACCUGAAAAAGAGGUAGUUGUGGAACCAGAACCUGAGGAAGAAGUAGUUGAACCAGAACCUGAGGAAGAGGUAGUUGAGAUCUCAGAACCUGAAAAAGAGGUAGUUGUGGAACCAGAACCUGAGGAUGAAGUAGUUGAACCAGAACCUGAGGAAGAAGUAGUUGAACCAGAACCUGAGGAAGAAGUAGUUGAGAUCUCGGAACCUGAAAAAGAGGUAGUUGUGGAACCAGAACCUGAGGAUGAGGUAUUUGAGGAACCAGAGCCCAAUGAAGAUGUAGUUGAAGAUCCAGAACCUGAGGCAGAUGUAGAUGAGGUCUUGGUAGCUGAGGUCUUGGAACCUGAGGAAGAAGUAGUUGAGGAACCAGAACCUGGUGAAAAGGUAAAUGAGGUCUCGGAACCUGAGGAAGAGGUAGUUGAGGUCAUGGAACCUGAGGAAGAGGUAGUUGAACCAGAACCUGAGGAAGAGGUAGUUGAGGUGUCGGAACCUGAAAAAGAGGUUAUUGAGGAACUACAAACUGAGGAAGAGGCAGUUCAGGUCUCAGAACCUGAGAAAGAGGUAUUUCAGGAACUAGAGCCAGAGGAAGAGGUAGUUAAGGCACCAGAACCUGAGGAAGAGGUAGUUGAGGAACCAGAGGAAGAGGUAGUUGAGCACUUGGAACCUGAGAAAGAGGUAGUUGUGGAACCAGAAACUGAGGAAGAGGUAUUUGAGGAACCAGAGCCUGAGCAAGAAGUAACUGAGGAACCAGAACUUGAGGAAGAGGUAGUUGAAGAACCGGAGCCCAAGGAAGACGCAGUUGAGGAACCAGAACCUGAGGUAGAGGUAGAUGAGGUCUUUGUAGUUGAGGUCUUGGAACCUGAGGAAGAAGUAGUUGAGAACUUGGAACCCGAGGAAGAGGUAGCUGAGGAACUAGAACCUGGUGAAAAGGUAGGUGAGGUCUUGGAACCUGAGGAAGAAGUAGUUGACGAACUUGAACCUGGGGAAGAGGUAGUUGAGGAACUACAAACUGAGGAAGAGGUAGUUGAGGUCUUGGAACCUGAGAAAGAGGUACUUGAGGAAAUAGAACCUGAGGAAGAGGUAGUUGAGGAACCAGAGGAAGAGGUAGUUGAGCUCUUGGAACCUGAGGAAGACGUAGUUGAGGAACUAACACCUGAGGAAGCGGUAGUUGAGGAACCAGAGCCUGAGGAAGAGGUAGUUGAGGAACCAAAGCUUGAGGAAGUGGUAGUUGAGGAACUAGAAUCUGAGGAAGAGGUAGUUGAGGAAUUAGAACCUGAGGAAGAGGUAAUUGAGGAACCAGAGCCUGAGGAAGUGGUAGUUGAGGAGCCUGAGGAAAAGGUCAUUGAGAAACCAGAGCCUGAUGAAGAGAUAGUUGAAAAACCAGAGGAAGAGGUAGUUGAGGAACUAGAACCUGAAGAAGAGGUAGUUGAAGAACCAGAACCUGAAGAAAAGGUAAUUGAGGUUUCGGAACAUGAGGAAAAGGUAGUUGAGAAAACAGAAGAAGAGGUAUUUGAGGAAUCAGAACCUGAGGAGGUUGUUGAGGAACUAGGACCUGAGGAAGUGGUUGUUGCGGAACUAGAACCCGAGGAAGAGGUAGUUGAGGAACUAGAACCUGAUGAAGAGGUAGUUAAGGAAGCAGAGCCUGAGGAAGAGCUAGUUGAGGAACCAAAGCCUGAAGAAGAGGUAGUUGAGGAACCAGACCCAGAGGAUGAGGUAGUUGAGGAACCAGAGCAUGAGGAGGAGGUAAUUGAGAAAUCAGAGCCUGAGGAAGACAUAGUUGAGGAACCAGAGGAAGAGGUAGUUGAGGAACUAAAACCUGAGGAAGAGGUUGUUGAGGAACUAGAACCUACGGAAGAGGUAGUUGAGGAACCAAAGCCUGAGGAAGAGGUAGUUGAGGAACCAAAGCCUGAGGAAGAGGUAGUUGAGGAACCAGAACCUGAGGAAGAGGUAAUUGAGGAACUAGAACCUGAGGAAGAGGUUGUUGAGGAACUAGAACCUGAGGAAGCGAUAGUUGAGGAACUAGAACCUGAGAACGCGGUUGUUGAGGAACUAGAACCUGAGGAAGAGGUAGUUGAGGAACCAGAACCUGAGGAAGAGGUAGUUGAGGAACCAGAGCCUGAGGAAGAGGUAAUUGAGGUCUUGGAACAUGAGGAAAACGUAGUUGAGGAACCAGAACCAGAGGUUGAGGUUGUUGAAGAAGCAGAAUAUGAGGAAAGGGUAAUUGAGGAAUCAGAGCCUGAGGAAGACAUAGUUGAGGAACCAGAGCCUGAGGAAGCGGUAGUUGAGGAACUAGAACCUGAGGAAGAGGUUGUUGAGUUACUGGAACCUGAGGAAGAGGUAGUUGAGGAACCAGAUUCUGAGGAAGAGGUAGUUGAGGAACCAAACCCAGAGGAUGAGGUAGUUAAGGAACCAGAACCAGAGGAUGAGGUAGUUGAAGAACAAGAAUAUGAGGAAGAGGUAGUUGAGGAACCAGAGCCUGAGGAAGAGGUAGUUGAGGAACCAAAGCCUGAGGAAGAGGUAGUUGAGGAACCAGAACCAGAGGAUGAGGUAGUUGAAGAACCAGAAUAUGAGGAAGAGGUAAUUGAGGAAACAGAACCUGGGGAAGAGGUUGUUGAGGUCUUGGAACCUGAAGAAGAGGAAGUUGAAGAACCAAUGCCUAAGGAAGAGGAAGUUGAAGAACCGGAACCUGAGGAAGAGGUAGUUGAAGAUCCAGGACCUGAGGAAGAGGUAGUUGGGGUCUCGGAACCUGAGAAAGAGGAAGUUGAAGAACCAAUGCCUAAGGAAGAGGAAGUUGAAGAACUGGAGCCUGAGGAAGAGGUAGUUGAAGAUCCAGAACCUGAGGAAGAGGUAGUUGAGGAAACACAGCUUGAGGAAAAUAUUAGUGAGCCACCAGCUGAAGAAAUUAAAAUCAUCCAACCUGUGGAUUCUUUAGAGGAAACUCUAUUUGGAGAGGAAACCUGGAAAUCUGAUCCUGUUGAAGAGGACAAUAUUGUCCCAAUAGAAGAACAGGAGGACAUGGAGAAACUGUUGCCUGAAUACCACGGGUAUGAGGACAGCUAUCCUGAAGAAGCUGUUGAUACUGUGGAAGAAACAGAUGACACAGCAGAGGUCAGUGAAGUGGAAGUUGCUCCAUUGCCAGAGGAGAGUGAAGAGAAGAUAGCAGUGAUAGCAGAACCCAUCCCUGACUCUACGUCAACACCACCUGCAGAAUCUGACACUGUGCCUGUGGUAGAUGUAACAGAGUCACCUUCAGAGUUAGAGCUUAUGGUGGAUACUGAGGAGCCUGAGGUGGUUGUUAUCGAUGAAGAGGCUGAAGAGGAGGUCGUAGAGGUCUCAGAACCUGAGGACGAGCGUGUGCAAGACCUUGCAGACGAACUUGACCAAGUGGACCUGGUGAGCACAGAGCCCAUUAACCUUCCAGAGGCCAGUGGAUACUCAUUGGCUCCUGAGGCGCACCCCGUCGAAACCACAGCUUCUCCACCACUGAGAUAUCUGACCACUCCCUCCAUGACCACGGCGAGUAAAGGCAGGGAGCUGGUGGUGUUCUUCAGUCUACGGGUUACUAACAUGAGGUUCUCAGAUGACCUCUUCAACAAGAGCUCUUCAGAAUACAGAUCCCUGGAGAACACAUUUUUGGAACUGCUGCUGCCUUACCUGCAGUCCAAUCUAACAGGAUUCAAGAAGCUAGAGAUUCUUAACUUCAGGAAUGGCAGCAUUGUGGUCAACAGCAAGAUGAAGUUCACCAAGUCAGUGCCAUACAACGUGACCCAGGCCGUCCACUGUGUCCUGGAAGACUUCUGCAACGCUGCAGCCAUGAGACUCAACAUUGAGAUUGACAGUCACUCUCUGGACAUAGAGCCUGCUGAUCAAGCAGAUUCCUGUAAGUUCUUGGCGUGCAACGACUUCUCUCACUGUGUGGUGAAUCGAUGGUCCAGGGAGGCUGAAUGUCUCUGUAACCCGGGGUACAUGGCUCUGGACGGCCUGCCCUGUCAGAGUAUCUGUGUCCUGCAGCCUGACUACUGCCAGAACGGGGGCCAUUGUGAGAUAGUACCAGGGCAUGGAGCCACUUGCAGAUACCCAGAAAAGUAUACAUCUUCCAGGCCUGACGAAUUAAGUACACCGAGUGUUGAAUGACAACACCACGUAUUGAGACUUGGCAACUGCAGAAAAGACACGGGAAUGUUAAUAAACGACAGCUAAUCGCAGAUGCAGAUCACGGACGAUGUUGUGAUUGCAGAAAGACAUUGACCUGUUGGCUACUGAUGGACAGACAGGCACUCAGCCAGACAACCCCUUCAUUUGACCUUUCCAAAGCCUGUGUUUUACCAGAAAGGAUACUCCCAUUUUCUGUCAAACAGACAUUCAGGCGAACUCUGUGGACAGCCGUACUCGAUCAUUGUCAUUUGUUCACUGAUGACUCGGGAACGACAGAUGAAUGUCAAACGGAUGUGGUCAUUUUGCUAUGGCAUCCCAGGACAGCUAACCGCUUUUAUACAUAUAUGUGCUGACAUUUAUUUUAGUAGUGAAAGUGUUAAUGUAAAAUGCCAGAUAAAGUUACAAGAAAUGUUUUCCUCAUAAUGAGGUACUUAUGUUGCAACGUUGUAUAGGGAAUAACACAUACUGUACACCUGUGUGGGUGAUGUAUCAUUAACAUCUGUCUCUGUAAUAAUGUAAUGGUGUUUCCUCGGUGUUGUAAAAACUACUGUUCUGUACACGUCGGGGAAAUGAAUUGCUCACCAUCUUCAAUAGGGCUUUUUUAAAACUAUUUCCUCACAGAACGAUCUGUAUUUUUUGUUGCUGUAGCAUUGAGUAACAGAACGUAAAACACGAGGAGCAAUAUCAGUUGAGUGAAAGAAGUGUUUAUUUCAACAGUUAGAGAUCAGCAUUAGAAAAAAAAAGUGACAGUGAAAAGGCAGUAUUUGAGGAAUGAUUGUAACGCGUGGAGAGACACACAGAGCAUAUCGAAGCCAGUCAGUAAUUGGUUGUACAUUACAAGAGAUAUUCCAGGAGACCACACAGUACAGUAGUAUACUCUGGUGUUCAAAGUCAUAAAUAAAUACUUAGAUCUAAACUGAAGAAGACAUGGCUCAGACACGAGCGCGUAGAUCUCAUGCAUUCAAACAACCACGACGUCGCCUUUUCGCUUGUGCAGAGCGUCAAAGGGAAUGAGAAGCAGCGCUAGAAAACAACCUCCAGACUAACAAAUCAGCCUUACCUGAAGAGAGUAGUUCUAGUCUCACAAGAGAUUGUCUCUAAAACACACAGUACUGUACAUGACAAAGGCUGCCCUUCUCCUUGUAGCUUUUGUUUGGAGGAAUUAUUGCUUCAUUUUAAAGUCGUUUUUUCUUUUUUUUCAAGAAACAUGAGUCAUGUGCCCAAACCCUUUGAUUUUAGAGUAGAAAGAUUUCUUUUGAAAAUAAAUGUGUACAUUCCUGUAGAAACAUUACUCUCUUUGUAUCAUACACUUAUAUAAAAUAUUCUGUACGUAAGUGUCUAUUGCAAUAUGAGAUGAUAUAUGCAGGAGAGGGAAGACUAGCUGACUACUGUAUCUGAGCUUGAGGUCUUCUUGACCCCUCCAACUUCAUUCCUCCAUUCAGUUCGGCUCCCAUACACACAUUUGGUCCAACAGUAUGACUUGAAUGUUAUUUUGAAAUCCUAGAGUAUCUGAAGAUUUGUAUGGUUCACUUCUGGUAAUUCACAUCGUAAAUUAAAUUUGAUUAGCACAAUAUUUGGAAUAUCAUAGCCUUGUGUGGACAACAUGAAACAAUGCAUUUCAAUUUCAA
Messenger RNA from Salvelinus fontinalis (brook trout), 8429 nucleotides. Its product is annotated as interphotoreceptor matrix proteoglycan 2-like. Bases 208 to 6780 code for a protein of 2190 amino acids. NCBI's taxonomy places the organism in Eukaryota, Metazoa, Chordata, Actinopteri, Salmoniformes, Salmonidae. Gene Ontology annotation, biological process: visual perception. The record is from RefSeq and is a predicted model, not a curated record. The transcript has 15 exons.